AUGGAGAGUAAGGGUUGUAAGCCUGAUGGUUUUGUUGUUUUUCGAAGGAUUUUGAGGCGGGGUUUAAGACCAAAUGUUGCGACUUUCACUUAUUUGAUUAAAGGUUUGUGUUUAGAGAAUAGGAGUUUGGAGGCUAUGGAGUUGUUCAAGAAAAUGGCUGUGUUUGGGGUCAGGCCUGAUGCGAUUACAUAUAGGACCUUGAUCAAGGGGUUGUGUCAGACAGGGAAUACUAGCGUUGCGGUUGGAUUGCAUGAAGAAAUGGGUGCUAGUAAUGGUGAAGGGGAUGUUAUCUUUAAGCCUGAUAUUGUUUCUUAUUGUAGUAUUAUAGAUGGUCUUUGUAAAGAUGAAUUGGUUGAUAAGGCAAAAGAAUUGGUCUUGGAAAUGAAGGGGAAGAGAAUUAAGCCAGAUGUGGUUGUUUUUAACUCUCUAAUUUAUGGUUGGUGUUUUGUGGGAAAUUUGGAGGAGGCUGAAGGCUUGUUUGUUGAGAUGGCGGAUCAAGGCUUGCACCCUAACUCACUGAUGUAUGAUACAAUGAUAAGUGGGAUUUGCAAGGAGGGAAAGAUAAAGGAGGCUAAUUGGUUGUUUGAAUUUAUGAUCCGAAGAGGUUUGGAAAUUAGAGAAUGCUAUGAGUCUUUACAAGGAAAUGAUUUGAAAGGGAAUUAA
Messenger RNA from Pistacia vera, 663 nucleotides. Its product is annotated as putative pentatricopeptide repeat-containing protein At1g12700, mitochondrial. The record is from RefSeq and is a predicted model, not a curated record. Gene Ontology annotation, molecular function: protein binding. The coding region runs from base 1 to 663 and encodes 220 amino acids. The transcript has a single exon. Lineage: Eukaryota; Viridiplantae; Streptophyta; Magnoliopsida; Sapindales; Anacardiaceae.